Messenger RNA from Amorphotheca resinae ATCC 22711, 843 nucleotides. RefSeq lists its product as hypothetical. Bases 1 to 843 code for a protein of 280 amino acids. The transcript has 5 exons. The record is from RefSeq and is a predicted model, not a curated record. Lineage: Eukaryota; Fungi; Ascomycota; Leotiomycetes; Helotiales; Amorphothecaceae.
AUGCGUCGUCGCCAACAACCAACACCAAGCUCUUCCUCCGACGACGACAGCGAUGGGUCAGACAUCGAGAGCUGCUUUGACAUAGGGGAUGAGCAAGAGGAGACCGACGCUGAGACCGAGCCGACGGACGUUGAUACCGAUGUCGACGGAGACGACGAGGCAGACCUGCCAGAUCUGGAGUGGCUCGCUCACUCGGACAAUGCUCACACCGUGCCGAUGGACGUCGAUACCGACGUCGAUAGAGAUGACGAGGCAGAUCUGGCGUGGAUCGCUGGAGAGGAGAACGCCUACCCGCUAGAGUACUACCUCGAUCAAGAGAAUAACUCCGACGAAUCUGAGGAUGAAGAGGAGGACUAUAGCGAUGGCAGUCUCCUCCUCCUAGACAUGAUCGAGGGACAGUUCGAUCGGUACUGCAAGUAUGUACGAAAGGAUCCUGCCCGGAUAAUGCAGGCCAUCUCUCGCCGUACCCUUAAGGCCUUCUUCGAAUGGAUGUUAAAUCAACCUCGUGCACGAACGGGCGACUGGGGAGAAGAUCGAGGGGAAGAUGAACUAUCACAUGCAUCGGGUCCUCAGGAAGCUGGCGAAGAAGUACCGCCUGUCGACGAAAAAGCGCAACAACACGGCGAUGUAUAUCGAGGAUCUCGCGAGACUCCUGCAGACCAACCUGACGACGACGAAGUAGAGGUACCUACACGGCCGGCACUGUAUCGAAAUCAACCUCUUCGGCCAGCUAGUGAUAUCGUAGUGACCCUGCUCCGGGACCCGAAUAGCGGGCCCCAUCGGCUCCUGAUCGAGUUCACGUACGAGUUCACGAAAAAGUAUCUCGGCACGAAAGAUGCAUAA